ACUAAAUACUCUGACGCAUAUCGGACGUCUUAUCAGCGCAAUUGUUGAUUUGCACUUAUUGUUUUGGAUUUCACAACGUGAAUUUAAAAUACACAAAAUAAACAUGGAAGCGCCACCACCAGAGCACUGUCCCGGUGUGGAGAGCGAACAGGCCGGUCGGGUCAGCGCCUGCGCUGGCUGCCCCAACCAGAGUAUAUGCAGUGAUCCAAACAAGAAACUAGAGGAUCCAGGCAAAGCUUUGGUUGCAGCCGCCAUGAAGGAUGUAAAGCACAAGCUGCUCAUACUGUCCGGCAAGGGAGGUGUAGGCAAGAGCACAGUGACCACGCUGUUGACACGCUACCUGGCCCGUAGUUGUCCAGACAACAAUUUCGGUGUGCUGGACAUUGAUAUUUGUGGACCAUCGCAACCACGUCUGCUAGGCGCACUAGGCGAAAAUGUACAUCAGUCGGGCUCCGGUUGGUCGCCGGUGGGCAUCGAUGACAACGUCUGCCUUAUGUCCAUUGGUUUUCUGCUUGGCUCUGUGGACGAUGCCAUCAUUUGGCGUGGUCCCAAAAAGAAUGGCAUGAUUCGUCAAUUCCUGAGUGAGGUGGACUGGGGUAACUUGGAUCUGCUGCUGCUGGACACUCCCCCAGGUACAUCGGAUGAGCAUUUGUCCGUGGUCAGCUAUCUACGAGACGAUGAUGCUCCGGAAUCGCUGAGUGCCAUCAUUGUAACGACGCCACAAGAGGUUGCAUUGUUGGAUGUGCGCAAAGAGAUAAAUUUCUGCAAGAAGCAACGUAUUCCCAUUCUGGGUGUGGUCGAGAAUAUGGCUAGCUUUCGCUGUGGCCACUGUGGCAACAGCUCCGACAUCUUUCCGGCUAAAACUGGAGGCGCUGCAGCGAUGUGCGCUGAGAUGGAGGUGCCACUUCUGGGCUCAUUGCCUCUAGAUCCAAUGGUGACGCGAGCUUGCGACGCAGGCGAGGAUAUCACGGCCAUGCGUAAUGAGACGACGGAGGCAUUGGCAAACAUUUGCAGUAAAAUCAUGUCUAGCUUUUAGGUUUUAUUAUUAUUGUUAACGUUUAUUAUGGGAUGAUUUUGUACUAUUAAAAGUAAAUUUGUAUUUUAA
Messenger RNA from Drosophila albomicans, 1105 nucleotides. It is a transcript of the gene Nubp1, whose product is annotated as cytosolic Fe-S cluster assembly factor NUBP1 homolog. Gene Ontology annotation, cellular component: cytosol. NCBI's taxonomy places the organism in Eukaryota, Metazoa, Arthropoda, Insecta, Diptera, Drosophilidae. The record is from RefSeq and is a predicted model, not a curated record. The transcript has a single exon. Gene Ontology annotation, biological process: iron-sulfur cluster assembly. Gene Ontology annotation, molecular function: ATP-dependent FeS chaperone activity; ATP binding; 4 iron, 4 sulfur cluster binding. Bases 104 to 1036 code for a protein of 310 amino acids.